This is a messenger RNA of Sebastes umbrosus (honeycomb rockfish), 4481 nucleotides long. It is a transcript of the gene panx2, whose product is annotated as pannexin 2. Lineage: Eukaryota; Metazoa; Chordata; Actinopteri; Perciformes; Sebastidae. Gene Ontology annotation, molecular function: channel activity. The transcript is spliced from 6 exons. Gene Ontology annotation, biological process: monoatomic cation transport; positive regulation of interleukin-1 production. The coding region runs from base 566 to 2578 and encodes 670 amino acids. The record is from RefSeq and is a predicted model, not a curated record.
GGUGAGAGGGGGGGGGGGGAAAGCGGAACAAACCGGUGUGUGCUCGGAUACAUGCUGUAGCUGCUCGCCCGCACUGCAGAUUAACUCUUACCGUGCCGGGAGAUGCAGCAAGACAUGGAAAGGAUUGGUCAGAGCUUCUUCUGACCGUAACAACUCUUCAGCCGGCAGUCUCUCUCUCCCUGGGGAUCACAAGGACGCCUCCUAAACACAGCUCAUCCCUCAACCUGCCACACAGAGUGUCCGGACUGAGGCCAGGCACUGUGAGAAUGGGGCAAAACGCAGGGAUGAGCACCGAAGAGGCCAAGCGAGCAGUGUGCAUCUGCCUGUUCCUCUAAAAGAGACGAACUGAGGGAAACUAUAGAAAACCCAAAGAACCUCACAGUAUGACCUGCUGCUUUGCCACAUAUGGUGACAGAGGCUGACGCCGGCCACACAUUUCUGUGUGUGUGUGCGCCUGUGUGUGCGAGUGCAUCCCACUGUGUCGAGGAGUAUUUAACAGGGAGUGCGUGGCCUCCCCUCUGAUCCAGAAGGAGGUUGUAGUGUGCAGCCUUUUUUUGUUUCCCGGAUGCAGAACAUCCUCGAUCAGAACUUAGACAUGGCCACGGCUCUACUCGCCGGCGAGAAGCUGAAGGAGCUGAUCCUGCCUGGCUCCUCGCAGGACGAGAGGGGCGGAUUGCUGGCCGGCCUCAUGGUGCAGCUCAAACUGGAGCUGCCCUUUGACCGCGUCGUCACCAUAGGGACGGUCAUCAUCCCCAUCCUGCUGGUCACCCUCGUCUUCACUAGGAACUUUGCAGAGGAGUCCAUAUACUGUUACACACCACACAACUUCACCAGAGACCAGGCACUGUAUGCAAGAGGCUACUGCUGGACAGAGCUGCGGGACGCUGCGCCCGGCAUGGAACCUCACCUUUGGCCUUCGCUAUUUGAACACAAGUUCCUGCCCUACGCUCUGCUGGCCUUCGCUGGGAUCAUGUACAUUCCUGCUUUGGGCUGGGAGUUCCUCGGCUCCACGCGGCUCACCUCGGAGCUCAACUUCCUGCUUCAAGAGAUCGAUAACUGCUAUCAUCGAGCCGCUGAGGGCCGAGCCCCGAAGAUCGAGAAGCAGAUCCAAUCCAAAGGACCUGGCAUAACUGAGCGGGAGAGAAGGGAGAUCAUAGAGAACGCAGAGAAGGAGAAAAGCCCCGAGCAGAACCUGUUUGAGAAGUAUUUGGAGAGACGAGGCCAAAGUAACUUUCUGGCUAAGCUUUACCUGGGACGCCACCUGGCUAUUGUCUGCCUCAGUUCCAUCCCCAUUUCCUACCUGAGCGCCUACUAUGCCCGCCAAAGGCAGAAUGAGUUCACCUGUGCGCUGGGUGAGCCCCCGGACAUCAGCAGCUACCACGAGCUGAAGCUCAGGGUCAACUGUAAGCUGCCUGCUGUGCAGCUGCAGCGCAUCAUGGCGGCGGUAGACAUUUCUCUGCUCUGCACCAUGAACUUCAUCAUCCUUAUUAACUUGCUGCACCUGUUUGUGGUUCGCAAGUCCAACUUUGUUUUUGACAAACUGCACAAAGUCGGCAUCAAAACGCGGCGACGCUGGCAGAAGUCUCAGUUCUGCGACAUCAACAUCCUGGCCAUGUUCUGCAACGAGAACAGGGACCACAUCAAGUCGCUCAACCGGCUGGACUUCAUCACCAAUGAGAGCGACCUCAUGUACGACAAUGUAGUCAGGCAGCUGUUGGCUGCGCUGGCACAGUCCAACCACGACGCCACACCCACUGUGAGGGAUUCUGGGAUACAGACGAUGGAUCCCAACAUGGACCCCUCUGAUCUCGGAAUGGGAGAGAUGGUCGGGGAGCCGCUGGUCAUCAAACGGCCCCGCAAGAAGAUGAAAUGGAUCCCGGGCUCAAAUCCUCUUCCUCAGCCGUUCAAGGAGCCCCUCACCAUGACACGUCUGGAAAAUAACACCAAGUCUGAAAAACCCAAACCAGUCAGACGAAAAACAGCGACAGACAACUUCAUCGCACCACUGUUGGAUACAAAGAGCACACAAUAUCCUGCAAUAAAAGAUUACAGUGGGAUCGAGAAAAAGCACAGUCGCAACUUCUCUCUGGACGUCCACCCGUACAUGCUGACCAUUCGUAAGCCCAAGGUUGAGGCCACGACCAUCGUGCCUCUACCCUCAGCGCACAACAUGGAUACAGUGUACCUUGAAGGCACGCACACUGUUGUUCAUGUGUCUGGUGGCAUUACAGAAACGAAGGUUUGCUCUCCAUUAUCGACCAACACUGCCUUUUCUACGAUGACCCUACCCACCACUACUUAUGUAAAUGGCGUGAGCCCGAACCCUCCCUCCAGUGAGGACGCCCUCAGUCCCAAGUCCUCUCCUCUUCCUCCUCCUCUUCCUCCUACUCCUCCUCCAAGGGAGCCUCUCACCCAGACGGAAAACCCUGAGUGUCAGCCACCACACCUGACCAGAGCCCCUACACACCAGCUGAUGAGUAUACAUCACACUCUCUUUGAGGAAGAAGAGGAUGAAGAGCACCGUCGGGACAGACUGGCAGAGAGACCCGGGGAGCUCAUCGCCGCCGGAGAAUGUUGAAGGAGGAGGAAGAAGAAGAAGAGGGACGCUGACCGAGAUUCCUCAUCCCGACACAACACUCUGCGCACAUGACCACCAUGUCAGUCACCUCCUAUCAACAACCACCUCUACUGUUUAAAUGAACUCACACACGUCUGUGAUUGGGUGGAUUGGACAGCGAGGAAUUGACGUGGCACUCUAGCAGUCGUAAAAAGCAAAAUGACUCAACUUUUAGAUGGGAAACUUACUCUGAGAGGAUAAGACAAAUGUUUGUGUUUGUUGACCAGAGUAUUGCUGUAGGAAAUGAUGUCACAUCCAUGUCUCAGGAUGACUGUGUACAGCUAUACACCCUCCAAUGAAACCAGCAGUGAUAUAAUCCAACAGGGUGCUACAGUGCAGGGUCAAACAGCUAUAUUAAAAAAGGCUUAGAUGAGUGGCAAUGAGAGAUAAGUGAGCUUUCUAAAAAAAAAAAAAUACACACACACCUUAGAGAUGCAUAUCUGCAAAGAAGACUGCAUUAUAGCUUAAAAACAAAAUGUAUUUCAAACACAUAUGAUAACGCUUAGUCCCUUUAUCCCAAUAGAUAGCCAAGUAGAAAGGUAGCUCACGCAAUACAGUUGAGAUCUGCACAACUUAAUAUGCAAAAGAUCACAAUAUAUUUGUGGCAAUAAUGUAUGCGCUUAUGGCAUCAUAAUUCACACAAUGCUAAUGCCAUGUAUAGACACUGUAUAGGACUCAGUGUUUGUGGGGUGUUACAAACAAAUAUAACACACGUUUCAUGGCUUUAUCAUUGCCAUUUCACCAUCGAUUAGCCACGUGUAUCAGAUCUUGACUCGACUAUAUUUGCACGUCAUUAAUAAUGGGUAAAUUGGCAGAUUAUAUAAAGGAACAGCAAAAGAACAGACUAUAAUGAAAGGGUGGCGUUGUGAGGUGACGUGCAACUACAAUAUUGUCUAAUAGGUACCAGAUAUCUAUGACAGAAAUGCAGCGAUUCUGGAGUUUUCUCCUGAAGACUUUAAAAGCAGCUCCGGUAUGAUGAAUGGAGCUGGACUCACUGGUGAAGUGUGUGACUUUAGUGUUCUGCUGGCUUCUCGUGGGAGUGCUGUGACGUGAAGUGAAUGAAGUGAUGAUUAGAUGUUAAAAUCGUUCCUCACUGGAAGGUUUAUUAGUACAUGAUGACUAAGGUUUUGAUUGCCAUCUGCUGUCUCCGACACGAUCUCAAUUUCUGCCCUGUCUCACAUUGUGCCAACAUCUGCUAUGAAGGAAUUAGUUAGAAUAGCUGGUCUGUUAUUUGUAGUAGAAACCAAGCAUAGGCCUUUAAAGGUAUGUUAGCACAUUUCACAGGGAUCGAGUGAGUGGACAAGGGGAUGGGUGCCUAUACCACAACCUCACAUUUCUUGCAGCUGCAUACAUGAUUACAGGAACUUCAAACUGCCUACAUUGACUCACACACAAAUAUGACAUCUACUGUAGAAGACAUUAGUCGUCAGGGGCUUACCUACAAUAUAGGUAGGCCUAUGCAUACUAUACUUUAUUUCUGGGGCAUUCAGUAACUCGUGAUGAGAGAUAGCACUUCAGUUUCCAGUUAUCUUUUGGUGGAAAUAAAAUGAUCCAUCUCAUUAUCAUGACACAGGUUGGCUCAAAAUCCCCUUGUUAGACUGCUCAAGCACACUAAAAUGCAUCCAAAAGCACUUUAAAAGACUUGUAGCACGAGUGUGUGUGAGAGCAUGUUAUAAUAUGUUGGAAACACAGCUCUGCUUCUUCUUCUAAAUGAUUUUCCGUGUAGAUUUAAAACAUUGAGACAGUCGAGGAGGUAAAUGUGUGACAGUCUAGUGGAAAGAAACAUGGAGAAAAGAAUUUGAUUGUACUGUGUGAAAUGUUAUAAUGGGAAAGUAAUUAAAAAGCAUUUUCACUAUAAAAAAAA